This is a messenger RNA of Pseudophryne corroboree (corroboree frog), 1108 nucleotides long. RefSeq names its product synaptonemal complex central element protein 2 (gene SYCE2). The record is from RefSeq and is a predicted model, not a curated record. The transcript is spliced from 4 exons. Gene Ontology annotation, cellular component: central element. NCBI's taxonomy places the organism in Eukaryota, Metazoa, Chordata, Amphibia, Anura, Myobatrachidae. The coding region runs from base 130 to 642 and encodes 170 amino acids. Gene Ontology annotation, biological process: synaptonemal complex assembly.
CGGCAUCUGCUGGCUACGCCCGCCUCACAACUUCUCGACGUUUUCUGCUGCGCUGCUUCUGAAGAGAAGCGUCUUGUACCUCGCACCUCGCGUGUUUCUCCUUAUUCUCUUAAUAACGAUUCCUCAUAGAUGGCUGACUCUGAGGUGGACCACAGAGAGGCGCAUGAGGAAUUGGUGAAUCCCAGUGAUGGCAAACCAGACCGGUUGGGCCCAUCGUCUACCCAGACUUUCUCCCGUCCAUCAAGCCCCUCAUUGUCUAUCUCUGCAUCAGAGGCAGCGGCCACCAACAGCAUUCCUGACGGAAAAUCUUCCAACUAUUUUGCAGCAUUAGAAGCCAGUGUGGAGGGUCUACAGAGCCACGCACAAAGCCUGAUUGAUAAAAUCAAUGAAAGGCGCAGCAAGGAUCAAGCAAUCAUGAAAUCAUUUAACACCAAUCUCACCACGAAGGUGGCGGAGGUGACGCAGUGUCUUGAAGACAGAAUGUACCAGCUGUAUGAGCAAAACAACACACUGCUGCAGGUCAGACUGCAAGAGCUAACCGGGCUCAUAGAUAGGAUUGGGCAGCUGCAGGCUGAACUCAAGAAAGUCUGCCAGACUGUAGUUACCAUCUACAAAGACAUGUGUUUACAACCCGAAAUCUGAAAAGCAGGGUCAGCAGGGACCUCAUACUCUGCAGGCUUUCCAGAAGGCACAUUAUCUUCAUCAGGAGCAUCCAACAGCAGAAUUUAGCCCUUUGUUCACUGGAAGAACCGUUGAAACAGAAGAUCCAAGUUGUUUGUUAAAAAUUAGUUUUCUAAAAUGGUUUGAGAUGUAAGUGGCCUAAAAUAACAGAGACAGCAUGUGUUUUCUUAAGUGUUAACUUGUUAUAUAUAGAGAUAUUGUUGUGUAGUAAUUAGAACUUUGUUAACUGAAAAGAAAUAAAAAAAAUGUAUUUUAUUCAUAAACUUUUAUUUGAAAGAUCACACAUGUACAUCAUUAAAAUGAUUUAUCUUUUGUCGUGUGUUUUGCCCAUUUCAGGGACUUUGAAAACAAACUUAAAAACACUGCUGUAAUGAUGUGUAUUGGCCUUUUGCGUAAUAAAUUCCAAAGUUGUUGUUUGUGGCAAGAA